CUUAAACGUAACAAAUCCAGGUCUUCGAAAGUGGUAUCAAUUGCAAAUCUGAUCAAUUCCCUUAGAAUGCGAACAUAAAACUGGUGCCGUAUUAUUCAACGUUUCCCGGAAGAUACCUGCUCUACUGUUGCUGUACAUAUCGCGUACAACAACAACGUCAAGUGAUGUCCUAGUACUUCCUAUCACUUCAAAUGGUGCAUAUCAUGUUAUUAUUAGCAUAUACUGCUAACCCUAUCGAACAAGACACAUCUCAUGGUGGACGAAACUCGUUACUCACAAGUGUUUAUAUAUGAAGUUUAAAUGACCAUUGUACAUACAAAUAUAUUUGUUUACGCAGUUUAUGAGUUUACGUAAACUGGGAAUAACUCUUCUUCUCAUUUUUAACUGUUAAAUUUACUUUACUGAAGAUAUUGUUUUUGACUAUACGUUAACAACGGUUAGUCCUCAUUUUCCAAAAGCUCUCCUCAGAACGUCUGAGCAUAAACAAAUUACGAUUUUAAGAGAACUCUUUGAUGUCUCUAAAAAGGAAAGAACACUCAUCUCCCCACAAAAACAAUCAUUUAGCUGCAGGGGCGGUAGCCGGUUUUGUUUCAAGUGCGGCACUACAACCUCUAGACUUGUUAAAAACUCGAUUACAGCAAGGAAAACAUGAAUCCUUAUUCAGAAUAAUAGUUAGAGUAUGCAAAAGUGAUGGAGGCGUCAUGUCUUUAUGGAGAGGAACCUUUCCUUCAAUCUUGAGAUCAACAACUGGAGUAUCCUGUUACUUUUAUACGCUGAAUCUAUUGCGUACCUCAUUUGGUGAUGGCGGGGCUCAUUUUAGUGCUAAGCAAAACUUCUGGAUGGGUGCUGCUGCUCGUUCAAUUGUGGGGUUUUUCUUUAUGCCUGUUACAGUUUUAAAAGUUCGAUAUGAAAGCAGCCAUUAUUCUUACAAUUCGUUCCUUGAAGCAGUGAAGGACAUAUGGAAAAAAGAAGGAAUAUCAGGCUAUUUCAGAGGUUUCGGCGCAACAGCUCUUCGUGAUGCCCCGCAUGCUGGUAUUUACGUUUUCUUCUACGAGAAAGGAAAGGAAAAGUUAUCAAAUCUUGUGAGAGUGAUGCAGCGGAAUCAAGAUUCGCAACUUGAAUUUAAAAAUACCAUCAAUGUAGUGUCGGGCCUUAUAUCAGGUACUGCAGCUACUAUUCUCACAAACCCUUUUGAUCUGUUGAAAACGAGAGUACAGGUUUAUCCUGAUCGAUACCGAAAUUUCGUACAAGCAUCGAAAAUGAUUCUAAAAGAAGAAGGAAUUAAAGGUUUUUUUGAUGGCUUCGGACUAAGGGUGGUAAGAAAAACAUUAAGUUCCACGAUAGCAUGGUCUAUAUACGAAUGGGUUUUAGCUAAGUAACCAUUUAUGUACGAUUAUUUUCUUUUAAAUUUCGAAUGGGAGACAACUUAAUAUUAUUUUUAUAUGUUAAUGAGAUUACGUUACACUUUUUCAUCUGAACAGAAACUAGUUUUUGCCUUU
Schizosaccharomyces japonicus yFS275 is the source of this 1499-nucleotide messenger RNA. Its product is annotated as carrier with solute carrier repeats. The coding region runs from base 513 to 1379 and encodes 288 amino acids. Gene Ontology annotation, molecular function: glycine transmembrane transporter activity. The transcript has 2 exons. The record is from RefSeq and is a predicted model, not a curated record. Lineage: Eukaryota; Fungi; Ascomycota; Schizosaccharomycetes; Schizosaccharomycetales; Schizosaccharomycetaceae. Gene Ontology annotation, cellular component: mitochondrial inner membrane; membrane. Gene Ontology annotation, biological process: glycine import into mitochondrion; transmembrane transport.